AUGGCAAAGGCAUAUACUCUGCAACAAUUUGAAGAGUUAAUGGAAAAGAGUGCAAAACAGCAUGAGGAGGCAACAAACACGUUAACAAAGUUGACAGUCAAAUAUAAUAAUAUUUUGACAAAUAAUCAUUUGCUUUCUCAGAGAAUGAUAGUAAAAGCAUCAAAUGAAUUCCUGCAUACUGUAAGUAACGGAGCAAAAAGAUUCAUUGUUUGUUUGGGAAGCAGAAAGUGCAGCUGUGGAGAAUUUCAAUCAGAUGAAAUACCAUACUCUCAUGAUAUGGCUGUUAUUACGUAUAGAAACCAACAUAGCGAGAACUAUUACUCACCUUACUACAACAACAAAUAUUUCAGAGAUGUUUAUGCCAUACCAUUUAAACCUCUUCCUUGUGAAAAUACAUGA
This is a messenger RNA of Capsicum annuum, 399 nucleotides long. RefSeq lists its product as uncharacterized. Gene Ontology annotation, molecular function: zinc ion binding. Bases 1 to 399 code for a protein of 132 amino acids. NCBI's taxonomy places the organism in Eukaryota, Viridiplantae, Streptophyta, Magnoliopsida, Solanales, Solanaceae. The transcript is spliced from 3 exons. The record is from RefSeq and is a predicted model, not a curated record.